This is a messenger RNA of Amoebophrya sp. A25, 4913 nucleotides long. NCBI's taxonomy places the organism in Eukaryota, Dinophyceae, Syndiniales, Amoebophryaceae. The record is from the annotation of a GenBank genome assembly.
CUGCUGCACAUUCUGAAAGGCACUCAGAUCACACUAAAGUCAAUCGCAGAGGAGAGCGUGAGUAGGAUAGAAAUGAGAGAACCCGAUCAAGAAGUUCCGAAAAUACACUGAUGGCGGAGGUCACCGUAUGCUUUGCAUGGAACAAUUCUUGCCAUGCUGACUCCCCGCCAUCGAAGCUCAACGCCACUAUGGCGCUUCGCCUUUGUGGUGUGUCUUGGCCGGAUUUCGUUUUGGGGACGUGCUAGUCUCAGCGGUUGUAAGCAUUUUUAUGGUGUGUCCGCGACUGGGGCUGAGGGUGGACGACCAUCCGCAGAGAGUGGUGAAAAUGCAGAAACAGUAUCUUCCUCUGCGGAAACGGAUGGUGGGCAGGUUACGUCCACGUCCACUGCAGACGCCGGCCAGGCUUUUACCCGCGAAAAGAACCCGUUCCUGUUGCGUCACGCGAUGUGCAUGGACGAGCCUUUUUUCCUCGAACGGGCCGGGUCGGGCGUGUCGCCUAGAAAGUUCGUCGAACGCUGUGUAAAACUGGUCAUUAUGACCACUGAGUACAACUACCACGACCCAGAAGUUGCCUAUUGCUCUGGAGUGGUGCAGACUUGGGCUGAUAACGGCAUGGCGCGGAGAGCCGAGUGUUUUGUGGACUUCUGCUUCCACCAGCUCUGCCUUCUGUCGCUCAUAUUCUACGCCCUCUACUUCUUCCAGCCGCAGGAGAUCAACGAAGACAUGAGUCUUUGCACCCAGAGCUUCCUACCAUUUGUUUAUGAUUCUUCGUCAAGGAGUGUUUACAGUCAGGGUAAUUUUGUUUUCUUCGGGGCCGACUCGAGGCACAUGCAUCGACGUCAAUUGAUCUGCGUACGAGCUCACUUCGAUGCAAAGUUUUUCAUUACCAAAGAUCAUACGUAUCUACGUAUAAAUUAAUAAGACAAGAAGCAGAUUCAGAUGAUCUAGUACCACACCUCCAAGAACUUUCAUGCCUUCGCUGCGGUGGCACUGAUGCAUGACAUGGGAGCGCACAUAAAGUCGAGGAAAAUCGGGCGGGAGAUGGGCUUGGACGGUCCCCGCAUGGACGACCUCCCUAAGAUCACAGGAGCAGACAUUUCAGUGGAUGAGAGUCGGGCUUUGAUGCUAGAGUAUUACCUGCCUGAAGAGGAGUGGGUGAUAUCCUAUCAAGAGAUCCGCGACAUGCUAGAUUCGAGGAAAGCGCUCUGUCAGCGCUUGCGACAACGGCAGCUUCGAGAGCAGCAGCUAGACUACGCAGCGAAAUUCGCGCUGGAAACGAGUGUACUAGCAAGUACAAGAAGUAGGACCAGCGGUUCGACGCCCCCGAAAAGUCUUGAUUCCGGAACAAGCCCUGUAGAAGAGUCGCUUCAUCCGAAUUUGGUACGAAUAAAAGGAGGUUCCGGCAACAAUGCUGACUCGGAGACCGUUGCAUCGUUACGAGCAGCCUUGUUAAAAAGCGUUCAGGCAGAGGGGCCAGCUGCGCUCCAAACAAGAAUGGAAACCUCACGUCCUCUUUCGUUGCCAGAUGGGGGUGCACGCACAAAGCAUUACAGUUGGGUUGAAUGGAAUGGAACUAACGCCAAUCCAGAGUUACCUCUCCGCUAUCGGCGACCCAGCCACGAGGUAAUUCCCCGCCUGAGAAUUGGCAUCAUUCUAGGCGUCAGCAAUGCCAAGGAAGUGUUAGAGCGGUAUCAAGCAAUUCUGAACCUGUGGCGCUGCUAUGCGAACUAUCACCAGUUUGAAUUCGUGAUGCCGACAGACGAUUACAAUCUAAAAGCACAUUUUCGCGCCUCGAACUGGUUUAGAUGGUACAUGGCAGACCAGUUUCUAGAAAGCUACGACUGGCUCAUUCUCGUCGAUCCGGACCAAUAUGUGGUGCCAGAGUUAUGACUUAGCGAAGAAAGUAGCUACUGACCAGAGUUUUGAUAAGGGAACGAUGAAGGCGUCAUUAGAUUUACGAAUUGAAGAUGUGAUCGGCUUGUCUUCUACGACGGCCUACGACUACUUUUUUCCUCCGUGUCUAAUCCACUGCUGGUCGCCGGACCGGUUUUCGUUUUUACAUGACAUUCUGGCACUUACGGACAAGCAUGUUGUGAUGCGCGACAUCUUUCCUCCGCAAACGUUGAAUAAUGGGUUCACGAUGCUCCGAAAUAGCGUCCAAGGUCGUGCAUUUUUGAACUUGUUGCUGGACAAAAUUUCGUGGAUUCAGACCUUCCAACACGACCAGGGUGCAUUUGAUGAGACGGUGCUCGAAGUAGUCGGGGUGGUAGAACAAGCUUUUGAACAAAGACAAUUCCUGGAGUCGUUUGUAGAGGGCGCAGCGACUACUUCCAACGCGUUGCCACCGUCCCCAAAAAUGCCAGCAACAUCUUUGGUGGAGCAAGGGCAAGAGGCCUCAGCUGGAAAAACGAGUGAACAAGGCGGCUCAGAGGUUGAGAACUACCAACCAGAUCAGAUGGAGGAUUUAAACGCGUGGUACAACGGAAAUGACUUGCGAAGUUUUACUGCUGAUUUCUACGAUUCUAUUUGCAUGCCUUGGCUUUUUCCAGAUGCGAAUGGGGCACAUCAAAUUGCUGCCUAUUCCAUGUGCUGGUGGCAGAAUCUGAAGGAAUUCGCAGGUAAAUCAUCUAACUGUUUGGCUUGAUUGGUUUUGGCCGUAAUAGAUUGUUUUGCAUUUGCUACUUAUCUACUCGGGCGAAGACUGCCACACGCGUGAGAAUGAGAAUUGGCCGCGCAUUCUAGCUACUCGGCUCAGGAGGCUGCCCACGGGUCAUGGCGGCGCGUCUUGGCCUAGCGCACGUGCCGCGGUGGCCUCAGGGCUCCAGUGAAAAGGCCCGGGAAGAGGCGCGCGCGCGCCUGGUCUGGGUCUUCCUUCUGGGGUCCCUGAUUGUUCACGCCCCUUUCGCUGGAACAAAGCUGUGGUAAGAUCUCCGCAAAAUUCUGCAGCAAGCAACGCCACUGCGGCAGAAGUAGCCCACGCCCGCGCCCCAUGAAUGCCAUGCGCAAAGAAGGAGCCUCCGUCGCCCGUCCUUGUACAGGUGGGACAGGGUGGAGUAGACCGCGCCGGUGCCGUUGUUAUGUUCAGGAUUCUAAUCGUCGCAGAUGCCAGAGAAUGUCGCCGGUUUAUCUUGGAGUGUGGUGACUUGGAAGGAAGGCGCUCGCCUGGCGUGCUGUAAAUCUUGAGGGGGGUGCUGCCGUCGAUUGUUCUCGUUUUCCCGUCUGAAGUUGUGCGCGGGCGGACUAGCUCUUCUUGUCGCUCUGUUCGGUUUCUUAUCGGUGGCGUCAUUGCUAUGAGCUGAAGGCGGGCGGAGAGAUGCAACGCGGGCUGAUAGUGGAAACGCGGCAGCCCUUUGCGGCCAACUAAGUCGGUGCUGGGGCGGCAGUGAAACCCGAGCCAGAUCGUAUAACUUCUUCGACGGAAGAGAAGAGGCUCAAAGCCAUCGGGAGCUCUCUCGGCAAGGGCUCUCUAAUUCGACGGCUUAGCUUAUUCGUGUACAUAGUUACACUUGCGCACUUUCUUACGCACACGGGGACCACGCUAGAACAAUGGCACAGGAAGGCGGGGCAGACCCUGCUGAUGUGCGGCGUGCAAUGGCAGAGCGUGCCAACCUCUUUAAAAAAAGAGAGGCAGCAGCCAGAGCAGGCAGCCCGAGAAGGUUGAGGCCUCGCUAAUACUAUGUAGAGACUGACUCCGGUGAGGGCUUACAGUUGCCAGGUGCUCGAGGACUGCAGGCCCAAAAAGCUUUUCAGAGUGAAGCUGCUGAAAGCCGGGAGCAAAGAGAUGGCCGGUGCCGGAUGGAUUAAGAAGGGAGGCGGAGGCGCUAGAGCCGCGCGCACCCCGAUGGGGCGGUCGGCAGAGUUUAAGCCUUGGCGACGCUGCCCGGCUGGGCUUUGCUGGUUAGGUGGAUGUCUAUGGCUCUCGGCGUGGGUGCACUCGAAUGCUAUGCAGGCUCUCCGCAAAGAAAGGGGCGCGUUUGGGUUUUCUUACUUUCGGUUGUGUUCUUGUAUGUAAGUAUAUUGUGGCGCAGGGGGAGCCAUUUAUCGCCUGGCUUAACUGAAUUGACUGAAAACAGGAAAAGCACAACAAGCAGAGGUCCGAACAGAUUCGGCGGCCGUUUUUAAGUAUGUUCUUUAGUAAGUAGCCUCUCUAGCAAUCCUCGCGUUUGCGUAUUCUGUAUCUGUUAGUUUCUGGGCUGCGCGUCUUACCCCGCCCGGCAAGGCUUGUCGCAGUGCGUGCUUGGCUGUAGCGUUAGCGUAUGCUUGUGUGGUAAGUAUUCACCCUGUUUGCUUCUCUCAGGUCCCUCCGGAAAUCGUAGUAGCAAGGUCGUGGAGUUUAUUGACCCGCGGUACGUUGAUAUGAAUCAUGUCGUCGGGUGGCGGCGGCUCGAGAGUCCUGCACUUCUGUAUCACUUCGCUGGCCCGGGCAAGAAUUUCGAGGAUAUCCUAGAGAAUUUCGGAUUAGAACGCCACGUGACCGCUGAUUGCCGCCGGGUGUAUGACUUCGUAGAACGGCGCAUGGAAGAGAAAACUUGCGUUCCUGGCAACAACGCAGUAGACGAUAUUCACAGCUUCUGUCCUCCACCUCUUGUUGUAUGCUGAACAUCAGAAAUCUAACGAUGUAGAAGAGUAGCUUUGAUGCAAAUUUUCAUGUUCUUGUACCUGUUCGCGCUUUUACAGAAAUGAAGAUCCAAGAUGAAGAGGAUGUUUUGAAUGAAGUUUUCCAAUUCAAUUAUGAGAAGGAGCAGCAGCUGAUUCUGUUUCUGAUUGAGAAUAUACAACUGACGAAGUCCGAAACAAUUUUUUCAGUAUCGGCUCAUCGCGGAGCUAUUUCUAAUUUGCGAGCAAACCUGCAAAAAAAAAUCAAUAUUUGAUUGCAGUUUUUAUCUCGGAGGUGCAAAGGUUAGUACUCCCAU